UCAGCCAAAUCACAAAAUCACAAGCGUUUUAAGGUAAUGGAUCGAGAAUCACUAGAGAAACGACCUGCGAUCUUCGUAGUCGGAUCCCCCAACGUUGGCAAACGGACACUAAUCUCAAGACUACUUAAGGUGGAUUUUGAUGAUGACUCAGAUACAUCACUUGAGUUAUCCGUCAAUGGGUGGACGAUCAACACAAAGUAUUACACAGCAGAUGUUGCAGUAUGGAUAGCUAAUCUUUCUGAUGAGCUAUCUAUUACAAGCUUUCCAGAUGUGAAUCGGAUAGUUGCCUUGGUUAUGGUGUUCGACACCAGCGAUCUCACAACACUAGUUGCUCUAAAAGAAUGGGUUUCACACACUGACAUCCAGAAGUUUGAAAUAUUGCUGUGCAUCGGUAACAAGGUGGAUCUUCUUCCUGGACAUCCAUCACAUGUAGAGUACAAGAGACGCUUGAUGAAGCUUGGUGAAUCAUCUGUCAAUUCUCAUCUGGACUUCUCUGAUUAUGGUAUAUCUAAGACUGAAGGAAGUAGUUUAUUGGGAAAUGAAGAGCCAUCCUUAGGAUUUAAGAGAUCUUGCAUAGAGUGGUGUCUGGAACACAAUAUUGACUUGGGCGCAUGGUCUGAUUUAUCACGGGCGCCGGAUUUUUGUAGGGUCGCGCUCAUCGGCUAGAUCGCCCAUCCUUACCGAAUACCACAGCUCGCCGUCAGCAGGCCAUCCGGGGUUUGAGAGGACCCUACGGCGGGUGAGCGGGGAUUUCUAUUGGCCUAACAUGAAGAAGGAGGUGAAGCGUUUUGUGGAGUCGUGUAUCGUCUGUCAGACCACGAAAUAUUCCACGCAGAAGCCAGCGGGAUUGUUGCAGCCUCUGCCUAUUCCGUCGCAUGUAUGGGAGGAUGUGUCCAUGGAUUUCAUCACGGGACUCCCGCCGUCGCGCGGGUACACGGUGAUAAUGGUGGUUGUGGAUAGAUUGUCCAAAUACGCGCAUUUCGCGGCCCUGCCCACCAAGUUCGACGCCAUGAGAGUAGCGCACCUGUUUGUCAACACAGUAGUUCGGCAUCACGGGUUUCCCAAAACCUUGGUCUCCGACCGUGAUUCAGUGUUCGUAAACAAUGUUUGGGAUGAGGCAAUGCGACUUAGUGGAACCAAGCUGAAUUUCACUACAGCUUAC
Molecule: messenger RNA, 1162 nt
Organism: Salvia splendens (bonfire salvia)
Lineage: Eukaryota; Viridiplantae; Streptophyta; Magnoliopsida; Lamiales; Lamiaceae
Exons: 4
Coding region: 37-666 (209 amino acids)
Molecular function (GO): GTPase activity; GTP binding
Source: RefSeq, a predicted model, not a curated record